AUGGAGGAACAAGAAUUACCUAUUCCACAAAACCUUGCAAAAGAACCACAGGAGGAAGCAGAGCAACAAGUUCAAGUUCCAAAAGUCAUGCACCCUUUACCCAAGAUACCUCCACCAUUUCCCCAAUGUUUGAAAAAGAGGAAUGAAAACGAGAAGUUCAAAAAGUUCUUGUCAGUGUUCAAGAAAUUAUCCAUUAACCUCCCUCUGGUGGAAGCAUUGUUGGAAAUGUCGGGAUACGCCAAAUUCAUGAAAAAGCUAGUCAUAAAGAAAAGGAGCUUGGACUAUGAAACUAUUGAAGUACCCCAUAAUUGCAUCCCAAUUAUGAUAAAAGAGCUAAAAACUAAGAGAGAAGAUCCUGGGGCAUUCACCAUCCCGUGCACCAUUGGAGCAAGCUUCAACUUAAUGCCAUAUGCAAUUUACAAGCAGCUUGGUUUGGGUGAACCAAAGAUAACCACAAUGAGACUCCUUAUGGCGGAUCGAUCAAUCAAGCAUCCAGUGGGGAUACUGUAUGAAAUCUUGGUAAAAGUAGUUUCGUUCAUCUUUUCGGCUGAUUUUGUGAUUUUAGAUUCUGAGAUCGAUGCUGAAAUCCCUAUUAUUUUGGGAAGACCAUUCUUAGCAACCGGGAGGGCAUUGGUGGAUGUCGAAAGUGGGAAAUUGAAGUUUCGGGUGAACAAUGAUGAGGUAACCUUCAAUAUUUGCAAAUCCAUGAAACAACCAAGUGAUAUCCAUGUGGUGCCAACAGAGGAUGUUAAUGAUGAAGCGGUGGAAAGUGUGAGCCAUUUGAUGCGAAAGAAUGAACCCCUUAAAUCUGUGCUUAUGAUGGAUCUAAAGUUCAAGGCCAUGAUGAAGUGGUGCUGCCUUAUCGGGAUUAGGAGUAUAUCAAGGAAUCCAAUCAAGUUGGAUAUCGACCUGAAAAACAGAGAAAGCCCUCCUGCAAAGCCACCAAUUCAGGAACCGCCAAAUUUAGAAUUAAAAGCACUACCCUCUCAUCUCAAAUAUGUCUUCUUGGGAGAAAAUAAUAAUUUCCCGUGA
Molecule: messenger RNA, 1032 nt
Organism: Solanum stenotomum
Lineage: Eukaryota; Viridiplantae; Streptophyta; Magnoliopsida; Solanales; Solanaceae
Exons: 2
Coding region: 1-1032 (343 amino acids)
Source: RefSeq, a predicted model, not a curated record